CCUUCUGAUGGAAAAUUGAGCCUUCAAAGGAAAUUAUAGUUCAAAAUGCAAUUAAUAACAAUCCCUUGAAUUUUAGACUGAAACAAAGGAGUAAAAUAGUUCAUUCACCCUUUCAAAGUGAACUAGGAUUUAUGUCCAAUUUGAAAUGAUCCAGUCCCUUUUGAAUGGGCCAUUUUUUGUUUGAUAUCUAUCCAAUUUCUUAAUAUAGGUUAUAAAUUGGACUAAAUUGACCCAAUGUAAUAAAUUAAUGGAUGAAAUUGGUAAAAUUGAAGCUACAUGACUAUAUUGAAACUAGAGAUAUAUCACAGGUAUAAUCUGUUUCAGGCUUUUCAUGAUGUUGCCACAUCAUUUUGACAUGAUUAGUAGUUUGAUUCUCUUUGUUUUUAGCGAUUACCAACUAUUGAAAACUACACCAAAUCCCAACUAUAGAAUUUAAGCUCCAAAUCUAUUUGUUAAAACCAAAUAAAAUCAAAAAAAGAGAAGCAUGUUACUCUAUCAACCUUUUUAGAGCUUUUCAGAGAAUAAAAGAUUAUUUUACUGAACCGAAAGACUUUCAAAAAAUAAAUCGAGUUUGAAAGUUUAUAUUAUGGCAAGACGACAAGCAAAGAAGCCUAUAUAAGCACAAGUUAUUUUACUGUACUGCGUCAUAUUAAAUAUGGGUGUGUGUACAUAUACAUAUAUAUGUUAUAUGUGGUACAAAUGCUUUAAAUUAUUGAGAAGUAUCUGCAGUUUACUUUCAAUCUAAUGACCAAACAUAUCAUGAGCCUGGAUCCUGGAAAGCAAGAGACAGAAGAGCUGAAGAAAGAGUACAUUACUUUCAUGAAAGGAGUUGUAUCUCCUCCUUUGAACUUGCCUGGAACACCAUACAGAAAAGCCUUGAAGUCUCGAUCAACAAUCCUUAAAUUCAUAGAGGAAAAAAUGGAAGAGAGGAUGGAGAAGAUGGGAGAAAAAACAGAGAAUUUGGAGGAUGAUGAUCUUUUGGGAUGGGCAUUGAAGCAUUCAAACCUCUCAAAGGAGCAAAGUUUGGACUUGGUACUGAGCUUGCUGUUUGCAGGCCAUGAGACUUCUUCUGUUUCCAUAGCUUUAGCCAUAUAUUUCUUGCAAGACUCUCCCAAUGUUGUUCAGCAGUUGACCAUUUCUAGAUCAAUUGGUGAUGUUUAUCUAAAGAAGGCUGAAUUCAACAGGGAGCCUUUGUAUGCUAAGUUUCGCCUCCGUGAACCUUUUAGAAGGCCAAUAUUAAGCGCUGAACCAUCAAUUUGUGUGCAUGAACUCCAACCAGAUGAUCGAUUUCUCAUAUUUGCUACUAAUGGAUUAUGGGAGCACCUUAGCAAUCAGGAAGCAGUAGACAUAGUACAAAAUCACCCUUGCAAUGGAAGUGCUCGAAGGCUGGUGAAAGCAGCGCUGCAGGAGGCGGCAAAGAAAAGAGAAAUGAGGUAUUCCGAUUUGAAGAAGAUUGAACGUGGGAUCCGGCGGCAUUUCCACGAUGACAUUACUGUCAUAGUUGUAUUUCUUGAUUUGAAUCUUGUGAGCAGAGCCAGCUCUGUCAAAGGCCCCACCUUGUCGUUGAGAGGGGGCGGUCUAAAUCUAUCUGCAAAAACUUUAGCUCCUUGUGCUCCCAGUACGGAACUUGGUACAACUUAAUGAAGUCGGUUGUGUAUCGUUCUUUUGAACGUCUUGUGAGAUUCGUGUUUGAUGGUAGAUUUCAGGAGGGGACAAGAGAGAAGGUUCUUGCUAGAACUAAUUCUUCAAUGUACAAUGUAACAUUUAACUUGAGACAGGUACUUUUAUUGAGUUUCUGAGAAUUUGAGGAAAAGAAAAAUGUAAGAAUCAGGUAAAGAGAACUUUUCUACUUACUGAUUUUCCGAACAUUUUUCGUUGUUCUGUUUCUUUCCUUGAGCUUUUUGUGGUUAUGUAAAUUAUACGAAAUUACAACCCUGGAAAUCAAAAUCUCUCUUCUUGUGGCAUUA
This is a messenger RNA of Camellia sinensis, 1967 nucleotides long. The record is from RefSeq and is a predicted model, not a curated record. NCBI's taxonomy places the organism in Eukaryota, Viridiplantae, Streptophyta, Magnoliopsida, Ericales, Theaceae.